Leptopilina heterotoma is the source of this 2023-nucleotide messenger RNA. Its product is annotated as dynein regulatory complex subunit 3-like. The record is from RefSeq and is a predicted model, not a curated record. The coding region runs from base 125 to 1996 and encodes 623 amino acids. Gene Ontology annotation, molecular function: protein binding. Lineage: Eukaryota; Metazoa; Arthropoda; Insecta; Hymenoptera; Figitidae. The transcript has 9 exons.
AAAUAAUUAUUUUACCCUGAAUAUAACUAAAUGGUUGCUUGGCAACUGAAAGUGUUUCUUGAAUUUGGUUAAGUAACAAACGAUAUGACAAUAAUUAAAUUAUUUUCUUUCAAAGUAAAAAAAAAUGUCACAUAAAACGGAAGAGACGCUAAUUUUUCCAAAUUCAUCCGUAUCUUCCGUAAUAAAUCACGAUUUAUUGGUUAAUUUAGUCAUCGAUCAGGGUCCCAAGGAGGAGGCCGGUAAAUUAUUCGCUGAAGAUGAUAUUAAUUUGAGCGAAGUAAAGGAAAUAAGAAUUGAACAUCUAAAUAUUUUGAACAUCAGUCAUCUUUGGAUAAUGAGCAAUUUGGUGAUUCUGAAAUUAUCCAGUAAUAUAAUAGAAAAAAUCGAAAAUUUGGAGAAUCUUGUUAAAUUAAAGGAAUUGGAUUUAUCUUUCAAUCGAAUAAAAAUAAUGGAGAAUUUAAAUCAUCUUGUCGAUUUGGAAAUUUUGCUACUUUACAACAAUAAUAUUGAAGUUGUCGAUGGGAUCGACAAUUUAGAAAAACUUCAGAUUAUAAGUCUUGGGAGAAAUGAAAUUAAAUGUCGAAAUCAUGUGAUGUAUUUACGCAGAUUCAACAAUUUAAGAACUUUAAAUAUGGAGGGAAAUCCAUGUACAGAAGAUGAGGAAUAUUUGGAUUAUUUAAUUGCGUACAUUCCUCAAAUUGUUUAUUUACAAUACAAAAUGAUAACUGAAGAGCAGCGGAGAAAAGCCAUUGAUAAGCAUUUUCGAGAAAUAUGUAAUCUCCAGGAAAAAGAAGACGAGGAAAAGGAGGCAAUGAUUGCAAAGAAAAAUUACGAAGAUCACUUUAUUCAAAUUUCCGCCUGCUAUGUUGAAUAUUUAGAAGAUGAUCAUUUAUUCAAUCAAAUGUUUAAUAAUGACAAAGAGGGAAAAGCAUUGAUGAAAAUAAAUCGCGAAACGGAAAGUGCACACGAGCAGUACAAAAUAGCUUUCUCAUCAUUUUGUCACGAAUUGUUUGAUUAUGGAAUUAAAGAACAGAAACGAAGAAUGGAAGAAUUUGAACUUUUUCAAAAAACAGUCGAUAAUGGUAAAGAUGAUGCGCAACAAGAAGCACAUCAAUUAAUAGAAGAAAUUUUGGAAAAUAAAUCGAAAACUUUCUUUCAAGUCACUAAUUUAAUAAAAAGCAUCAGUGGAGAAAAUUUAGAGGAAUCGAAGAAAAACAUUUCCAAAGUGAAAUUAAUUUCUGAAGAAUUUGAUGAUUUAUUGCAUAAAACAUGGAAGAGUCUAAUGAAUAGGGAAAUUAUUUUACAUGAACAAUUGGAGGAUUUAAAUGAAAUUUUUAAAAUAAACAUGACGGAUAUGGUUGGCUCCUGCUUGGAAACUGCACAAGGAUUUUUCACAAUGAUGAGAAAUGCCGAAAGGGAAUAUGACGAUAAUUUAAAAUCGCUUGUGACAUUAUUUAUAAAUAGUUUCGGUGAUAAUACAUUGCCACUUGAAUAUCAAGAGAUUUGUGGUUCCAAAGAUAUAAUGAUUAAUAAUUUUGGUGCCUCGCACGAUAUGCAUUUACAUGUGAUCGAUGAUCGAGAGGACAUUUUUGUGAAUCGAUUAAAAAACUGGUUGGAUGAAUUGACCGAUAAACAAAGAGAAGAGGAAAAGAAAAGACAUCGCAAUCAAAUUUUGGAAAUUUCCCAUUUCUUCGAUUUUCAACGCGAGGAAUUUCAUAAACUUCAACAACGACAGGAAUUAAUUUUAACGAGACUUAAUGAAGAUGAGAAUGAAGCUGACGAGGAAAAUGAUAAAACAAUUCAGGACAGCACAAAAGAUGUAAGCAGAGAGGAAAUUAACGAAGACGAAGUUCAAGAAUACGAUUCUAGUGUAGAUAUUAAAAAAUAUUCCGACAAUGAAAGUAUCAAAGAAGAUGUCGGUGAAUUUGACAAUGAGAAUACUGCUUAUAUUUAUCCAGAUUCUAUAUCGAAUGAAUUAAAUCUAACGGACCACUAAAUGAAAAAAGUAAAUAUUUUAUCAUUU